Eublepharis macularius is the source of this 2507-nucleotide messenger RNA. RefSeq names its product phosphoribosyl pyrophosphate synthetase 1 (gene PRPS1). Bases 196 to 1152 code for a protein of 318 amino acids. The transcript has 7 exons. NCBI's taxonomy places the organism in Eukaryota, Metazoa, Chordata, Lepidosauria, Squamata, Eublepharidae. Gene Ontology annotation, molecular function: ribose phosphate diphosphokinase activity; ATP binding; magnesium ion binding. Gene Ontology annotation, biological process: 5-phosphoribose 1-diphosphate biosynthetic process; purine nucleotide biosynthetic process; ribonucleoside monophosphate biosynthetic process. Gene Ontology annotation, cellular component: ribose phosphate diphosphokinase complex; cytoplasm. The record is from RefSeq and is a predicted model, not a curated record.
GGAAGCGUCAAGAUGGCGGCGUAGGCGCGGGUGUUGCUGUUGGCUCACCGGUCCCUCCCGCCCCGUCCUUUAUCUGCAGCCGCCCCUAGGGCGGAGCCGCGUCCGCCGCUGGAGCCCCAGAGGCAGGUCAGUCCCGAGGAGCGGCGCAGGGAGGCGGCGGAGGCGGCAGCGACGUGCCCUGCUAUCGCCUCCAGGAUGCCCAACAUCAAGAUCUUCAGCGGCAGCUCCCACCAGGACCUCUCGCAGAAGAUCGCCGACCGCCUCGGCCUCGAACUCGGCAAGGUCGUCACCAAGAAGUUCAGCAACCAGGAGACAUGCGUGGAGAUCGGCGAGAGCGUCCGUGGCGAGGACGUGUACAUCGUGCAGAGCGGCUGCGGGGAGAUCAACGACAACCUGAUGGAGCUGCUCAUCAUGAUCAACGCCUGCAAGAUCGCCUCGGCCAGCCGCGUCACUGCCGUCAUCCCCUGCUUCCCCUAUGCGCGCCAAGACAAGAAGGACAAGAGCCGGGCCCCGAUCUCUGCCAAGCUGGUGGCGAAUAUGCUGUCGGUCGCUGGUGCAGACCACAUCAUCACUAUGGACCUGCAUGCCUCUCAGAUCCAGGGCUUCUUUGAUAUACCUGUGGACAACCUGUAUGCAGAACCUGCUGUCCUGAAGUGGAUCAAAGAGAACAUUGCAGAAUGGAAGACCUGCACGAUUGUCUCGCCUGAUGCUGGUGGAGCCAAAAGAGUGACUUCUAUUGCUGAUCGGCUGAAUGUGGACUUUGCCCUCAUUCACAAGGAGAGGAAGAAGGCCAAUGAGGUGGACCGCAUGGUGUUGGUGGGAGAUGUGAAAGACAGAGUGGCUAUCCUUGUGGAUGACAUGGCAGACACAUGUGGAACUAUCUGCCACGCAGCAGACAAGCUGGUUUCAGCUGGAGCCACCAAAGUUUAUGCCAUUCUGACUCAUGGAAUCUUUUCUGGGCCAGCCAUUUCCCGCAUCAACAAUGCCUGCUUCGAGGCGGUCGUAGUCACAAACACAAUCCCCCAGGAGGACAAGAUGAAGCACUGCCCUAAAAUCCAGGUAAUCGACAUCUCUAUGAUCCUGGCCGAGGCCAUCAGGAGGACUCACAAUGGCGAAUCCGUCUCUUACCUCUUCAGCCAUGUUCCUUUAUAACAGUCAAAGCUGCUGCUCGUGUGGCUUUUUUUUUUUUUUUGAAAACCAAAAUGUGUCGAAUUUGUUUUAAGGCUCAGUAGAAGAUACUUUGCUUGUCUGACUGCAGCUCUCCUCAGUUCUUCCUCUGUAUUUCCCAGAGCUUGGCAGGGGACAGGAAGGGGGGAGGGGUCACCCCUAUGCUCUCAGACUGUCACCCCUAGGCUCUUGAGUAGUUUUGGGCUACUAGUGCAAUUAAGACAUCUUCACUCCAAGGGAAAGUAGAGCAGACAUUGCAGAAUGCCCUUUGGUGUUGAGGUGGGGAAGACUUUUUUUUGCAUGCAAUGCCCUUGGUGUGUUUUGUAUAGCUAGGUUGGGUAGCUACUCCAUAACAGAAAGAAGCUCAGGGGGGAGGGGUGGCAGGAGAUGGGGGAGGGCUUCUAUAUGCUGAUGCCAGCUGUAGCUGGGGCAUGGCUUAGCUUGGAUCCUACCCCUCCCAGGAUGGUUUUUUUUUUUUGGCGUUUGUGUCCAGUUCAUUUCAGAUCCAGGUGUUCCCUUUUCCUAACUAAUUAAGAUGUCUGAAGCCUGCCAUGUUGGGGAACACUGCUUUUCUUUCUAUGCCAGAAGGCAAUUGGGCAGUUUCUGCUGCUCUGGAGGAGGACCCCAACACAUGCUCCUCUCUCUUGGACGCUUUUUAUAGUGAGACUUUAGGCCUGGCUUUUAUUUAUUGGUGCUUCUUCAGUGUUCCUUGUUAACUCUCAUUUGACACUCUCAUUCAACACUCCCACUGAAGGAUGGAGAAGGAUACUCCUCAUUGUCACCAGAGGCGAAAGGAUCAGAUGCUCAAACCCAGAGCUGCUACACCAGACAAUCUGCAGAUGGCCCACUAACUUGUCUUGUGAGCGAGAGCAGCAGCCUGGCUCAAUGAAAUCUGGUUCAUUUUGGAUCAAUGAUGGCUUUAGGAAAAUCACUGGUAUCUCUCAACCAUGGCUUAUGUGAAACCUAUAGGUUGUGGAAUAACAGUAGCUUUCUUGAAAAGUCUCAGUCAGUGGCAGGGGUCCUCUUUAGAUGUUGGAUAUUGUGCCUUUUUAAUAUACUUCUCCUCUUCUGGCCUAGGGCUUUGGUCCCCUGGCAAUGAUCUGUUUCUUCCUGAGCCCGUGGGGGAGUGGGUGUCUCGUGUCCCAUCUGUCCGGCUGUGUGUUUGUAUGUGUGUGGUUGCUUCUUUGCUCUUCAUCCUUCACGUCAUCUCUCCAAUUGCUGCCUCUGCUCCACCCUGGGCAGAAACCCAGAGUGAUGCUGCGGAAAGCAGGGGAGCAGUUUUUGUGUUUUUCUCCAGACCUCAAUGAAGGAAUUAAACCUUUUAUUUAAAACCCCCAAAA